Sporothrix brasiliensis 5110 is the source of this 1851-nucleotide messenger RNA. RefSeq lists its product as uncharacterized. The coding region runs from base 1 to 1851 and encodes 616 amino acids. The record is from RefSeq and is a predicted model, not a curated record. The transcript is spliced from 2 exons. NCBI's taxonomy places the organism in Eukaryota, Fungi, Ascomycota, Sordariomycetes, Ophiostomatales, Ophiostomataceae.
AUGCCUUCCAGCACAGCCAAGAGACCCAUCCGCAUCGCCGGUGCUUCUGGCGGUUUCACUGAUCGUCAGCGUGCUAUUCACGACCUCGCCAAAAACUGCAAUGUCGACGUCAUUGUCGGUGACUGGAUGUCCGAGUGCACCAUGACCAUUCAUGGUGCCCUCAAGGUCGCUCGCGAGGGCAAGGAGGACCAGGGCCCCGGCCUGUUCGACCCGUGCUUCAUGGGCAGUCUUACUCCUGGCCUGCCAGUCCUGCAGGCCAACGGCGUCAAGCUGGCUGUCAACGCUGGUGCCUCCGACGCUGAGCUGCUGGCCCGUGAGGUCAAGUCCAAGAUCACCGAGCUGGGCUUGAGCCUCAAGGUCGCCUGGAUUGAGGGCGAUGAGGUCACCCCCCAGGUCAAGGACCUGAUCGCCAAGGGCGAGAAAUUCACCAAUCUCGACACCGGCAAGGAUCUCUCUGAGUGGGGCUACGAGCCCAUCUACGCCCAGUGCUACCUUGGUGGCCUGGGUAUUGCCGAGGCUUUCCGCGCCGGUGCCGACAUUGUCGUCUGCGGACGGGUUGCCGACGCAGCCCCGACCAUUGGUGCUGCUGCCUGGUGGCACGGCUGGGACCGCAGCGACCUGGACGCACUUGCGGGUUCGCUGAUGGCUGGCCACCUGAUCGAGUGCUCUGCUUAUGUUACCGGUGGCUACUACUCCGCGUUCAAGGACCUUUUCGAUGGCUGCGAGAACCUCGGCUUCCCCAUUGCGGCCGUCGAGGCCAACGGAGAGACCGUGCUGACCAAGGAGGCCAAUACGGGCGGUGAGGUGUCCGUCGGCACGGUUACGUCGCAACUGGUCUACGAGAUCCAGGGCCCUCUCUACUACAACUCGGACGUGACGGCCAACAUCGAGGGCAUUAAGUUCACACAGACCGGCAAGGACGAGGUCCGCAUGACGGGUGUCAAGGGCCUGCCACCACCCCCCACUACCAAGGUCGGCCUGACCGCCCAGGGCGGUUUCCAGGCUGAGUUCCACUACCUGUUCGUGGGUCUCGACAUCGAAAAGAAGGCCGAGUGGACUGAGCGCCAGAUCCGCUAUGCUAUGGGCAAGAACAUUGACAAGCUCACCUGCCUAAAGUUCCAGCUGAUCGGCUCGGUCCCCGAGAACCCAGACAACCAGAACUCGGCCACUGCCGACUUCCGUGUUUUCGUCCAGACCCGCGACCCCUCUGUCCUUGGUCUCGGCAACAUGACCGGCCCUAACUUUACCCGCUGGUGCAUGGAGAACUUCCUUCAGAGUGCCCCUGGUGCCACCAUUGUGCCUGACCAGCGCCAGGCCGCCCCCAAGAACAUCUACGAGUACUGGGUCGCUCUUCUGCCCCAGGACGUCGUCAAGCACCGCGCCGUUCUCGAGUGGAACAACCAGGCCAUCGACAUUCCCGCCCCCAAGAUCACCCAGGUCUACGGCCACCGCCAGAACUCGUACGAGACGGAAGCCCCCGUCGAUCUAGCAACGUUCGGCCCCACGACCCGAGGACCCAUCGGUUGGGUCGUCCUGGGUCGCUCCGGCGACAAGGCCAGCAACGCCAACAUUGGCCUCUUUGUGCGCCACGACGACGAGUGGGACUGGGUGCGCAGCCUCCUCACCAAGGACAAGUUCAUUGAGCUGCUGGCCAAGGAGUAUCUCGGCCACGGCCUCGACCGCUUUGAGAUGCCCAACUUGAAGACAGUCCACUUCUUGCUCAAGGACCACCUGGACCGUGGUUUCAACUCCACCUCGUCGCUCGACGGACUCGGCAAGAACCUCUGCGAGUUCAUCCGCUGCCGUCACGUCGACAUCCCCAACAAGUUCCUGGCCCGCGGUAAGGUCUAA